This is a messenger RNA of Salvelinus namaycush (lake trout), 2502 nucleotides long. RefSeq names its product mitochondrial RNA pseudouridine synthase rpusd4-like. Gene Ontology annotation, molecular function: RNA binding; pseudouridine synthase activity. Bases 102 to 1304 code for a protein of 400 amino acids. Lineage: Eukaryota; Metazoa; Chordata; Actinopteri; Salmoniformes; Salmonidae. The transcript has 6 exons. The record is from RefSeq and is a predicted model, not a curated record. Gene Ontology annotation, biological process: pseudouridine synthesis.
AAGUCAAUUUACAUCAUUUCCGGUGACGAUAACCCUGAUUGUGCACUCGUGUUUUCAGCUUCAGAACGACAUGAGAUUUAACGAUCUUCAAGCUAGUUAUCAUGAACAGCUAUAGGACGGUUACAUUGGCUUGUAAUAAUGAUGUUAUAAGGACAUGUAAAGUGGUAAUUCGCUCAGGGAAAACGGGCAGUAUUUGUCACAUAUCGAAGGGAGUAGCAUCCUUGCUUACCCGAGCACAUGCUUCUGCCCCGAGACGAGAGGAACCACCACCAGUGUCUGACUCUGACAAGAGACCGAAUCUGAGAGCCAUCGACCUUGCACGCAAAAUUCGCCAGGAGAAACAGAAAGGAAAUGCAACUGGUGGUGGGUCAGACGCGGCUGUCCUUAAUCCGUCGGUGCCAGUGUCCCAACUGCAAAAGAGGGUCAUCGAGCUGCGACAGUUCACUCAGCAGCUACAGAAUGUUCACCCCAACGUUCUUGCAAAGCACCUUCACAGAGGUCUGAUCCUCCCACAUCCAGAGCUCGCCGUCGUUAAUAAACCCUAUGGAGUUUCUGUUCAAGAUGGAUCAAGCAACAAAAACAACAUCUCAGAAGUGCUUCCAAUCCUUGCCAAGAUGAUGGAUGGAAUAAGGGCUGGGUCUCAGCUGCACGUCUGCCUUGGAUUAGACAAGGAGACGACAGGGACCCUCCUGCUGGCAAGGACUGAGGAAGCACUGGACUAUGUACAAAAUCUUCACAAAAACCACCAAGUGGAGAGGAAAUAUUGGGUUGUUGCUGUGGGUGUGCCUGUUCCCUCUGAGGGAGUGAUUGACAUUCCCGUCAUAGAGAGAGAGGUCACAGGGGCUCAGCCUCACUUCAAGAUGGGCCUGAGUCCUGUGUAUAGGGUGAGUGACGGGGGCGAGGGAGUGACCAAAGUGCGGGCCAAUCGGCAGGCCCAGGGUGCCGUGACUCAGUACCGUGUCCUGGACAGCAGCAACGGCUGCAGCCUGGUAGAGCUCCAGCCUAUCACAGGGGUGAAGCACCAGUUGAGGGUCCAUAUGGCAUACGCUCUAAGAUCUCCUAUCCUCGGAGACCACAAAUACUCCCACUGGACCAAACUGGCACCUCAGAAACUGCCAGAUGGUGUGUUGCGGAGGCUGGGACUGGAACAGAGCAAGGCGCGUUAUCUGCCUCUCCACCUGCAUGCCCGUCAGCUGACACUGCCAGAGUUCAAAGGUCAGAGUGACAUUACGGUGUCUUGCCCCCUGCCAAAGUAUUUCACCAGCACUUUGCGACGACUGCAGAUCCCGAUUCCAGAUGAAUGAUGCUUCAGCAGUUCCUGUGCUGUGCAGACAGGAUACAGAAGACUUGCUUCUUGCUUCAGAAAUAUGGAGCAGCAUCACUUCAAGUGACCCUUGGCCUAAUGGUUUAAGUUUGUACCUGGACUGGGAAUUAACUGUGGCAAAUAAAAUACAUGAAACCAGCAUUUUCCUAAUUUCACAUGCUAGGACCCUAUCACAACAGAUCAUCAGGUCUAUUUUAAGAACAGGGCCAUUUCUUCAUAACGCGGAGAGCAUCUAUGCAGAUUUGUUUGAACAGUAAAUUAAUUUGUAACUUUCAUACAGACCUGUAAAAUGGUGAACUGAUGAAUAGUGGUAUUCAUUGAAAUAUCAGUGCAAACUCUACCCACCUGAGACAAAUUGCACAGUGCCAGUUCUGGCAAGUGACAUCACUUCACGGUGUACAUUGACAAAACCAGAUCCUACAUUUGUCCCUUGUAUGUUAUUUUGUGGACUUUUUUCUACCAGAGGAUCUCGUAUGAGAGAAAAUAAGGGGUACAGAUCUCACCACUACUUCAAAUCACUAAUUAGUAGCCUGGUUUAUUACCAUUACAUCCCAGUCAUGUGUGAAUACUGCAACAUAACCUACUGUAUUGUGAACUGUUCAACAUCGGAGCUAAGGCUUGACAUACUUAAUGCAUCUCAAAUCACUCACAGUACAAAAGGCAUAUUUGAAAACACAGGCUUUCUUUAGCCUCCAACACCACCGUAAUAUCAAUACAUACAGGAGAUCAUAAAUGCCUAUAUAUAUAUAUAUUUUUUUUUAAAGUGAGCAGAGGUCCUAUUAAAUGUCUGUAGGUUAUCCUGCCAUGUCUGGGACCUGAGAGCUUGGAGGAAAGAGGUCCGUGUGGUAAAAGAGGUACAUGUCCAUAUAUGUGUAUACUAUAUUUAAGACUGGAUUAGUCCCAAUAUUUCACCAUCCAUUUCUGCCUACUUCAGUUUUAUUGGGGGGCUGCAGUGGCCUACAAGAGUAGACGAGGAGCUCUGAUUUGCUGCGUUGGUCAAAAUCCAUCGGUCUCGCCAGUCCAGGAAAAAGAAUUAUGGUGAAGUGAGGGGUUUAGGUGAAGUGGUGGGUGACGUGUGGGGAAAAAUAUAUUUAAAAAAAUCGGUCAUUCUGGACUGGGCAUUGAGGGUGACAUAAUUGCCAUUGGAUGAAUAAACACAUGGUUCUGUACUUAAAAAA